AUGCUUGAAUUCCCAACUACACCAUUUGACAAGCGGUUAUUGGCACCAACGAUUAUAAUCAAGAAUGAAAUUGAGAGACACUUAGGGCACGUUGGCAAGAUUACAGAUCGGGCGAAGCCGGGCAAUGAUAACGGGGGCUUACUGAGCAGCGACCAGAAGCAGAGAGUUGCGAGUAACUGA
Molecule: messenger RNA, 180 nt
Organism: Botrytis deweyae
Lineage: Eukaryota; Fungi; Ascomycota; Leotiomycetes; Helotiales; Sclerotiniaceae
Exons: 2
Coding region: 1-180 (59 amino acids)
Source: RefSeq, a predicted model, not a curated record